Molecule: messenger RNA, 540 nt
Organism: Trypanosoma conorhini
Lineage: Eukaryota; Euglenozoa; Kinetoplastea; Trypanosomatida; Trypanosomatidae
Exons: 1
Coding region: 1-540 (179 amino acids)
Source: RefSeq, a predicted model, not a curated record
AUGCAAGAAAAUGACUUGGGGCUGACGCACACCUCCUCCGCGGCGGCCGGGUACGUCGUCUGCGACCAGCCGCUGGCGGUGGUGAACGAAGAUUACGCGGUGCUGGGCGGCGUGUUGGGCGGUCUCCUUUUGGCGGCGGUGUACGUGCUCACGCUGAAGAUCAUCGACCUCUGCUACCGCCGAGAGCACCGUCGCGGCCUCAUGUACAAUGAGGCGCCCUCGCCCUUUGGGCAACCGAGGCCGAUGACGCAACUGCCGCCCGGACGUUCCGCCUCCGUGGUGCGCCAGGGCUCGAUUGGUUCUGCUGGCGGGGGCGGCGCCUUCUCCCCACGCUCUUCCGCGCAACGGCGAGUCCACUUCGAUGCGGAGUCUGUGGAUCGCGCAGGGAACGCUACCGCCCUGGAUCCCCGGGCGGUUGAGGAGCCGGCCCUCGACGCUGGCGGGAGCGACGGCAGGAAUGAGGCGGAGUGGAGCUACGCCCGUGGAGGGGUGUACGGGGAAUUUCCCUCCCCACCGCCCACGCUGCCGCCCAGACAAUGA